AUGUCGCCGCUUUCCAGGCAGCAGCAGCAGCAUUAUGUCAGAGAGUUGGCAGGAGGGCAUAACGCCCAACCCCCGCCUUCAUGCAAAUCAACUCUCCUUUCCUCUCUACCCGACUCCGCAUUCUCAGCUUCGUCAAAUGUGGCACAAAAGUUUUCCGCCUCAGCCGCCAAAAUGUCACCCGACGAUUCAAGAUUUCAAUAUCGUGCUUGGUGUCCUGAGAACGUUCAACCACACGAGGAGAAAGAAUACCUCGAGAUCGAUUUUGGCAGACAGUCUUUUGUAAAAUUGAUAAUAACAAAGGGACUGUCUACUGCCGAUAAAGGUGGAUUAUACUUGACACCCUUUUACUAUAUUUGGUAUCGUAGGGGGGACUCAACUUCAAAGUGGAUCAAAUACCAAAAUAUUAAUGGAACUACGCAAAUUAAGGGCAAUUUGGACGCCCAAACAGAACGGUACGUCUCUAUGAAUCCACCUUUUGUCGCCCGAUGGGUUCGGAUUUAUCCAUUUACUCAGGAGAGGCAACCCGUCUGCUUGAAACUAGAAAUCGUCGGAUGUUCGGCCAAUGGCGUUAUCGAAUAUCAGGCUCCUCGGGGCAAUUUCGUGGGCAAACCACCCAAAGACAGUUUGAUAGAUGUCACUUAUGAUAACCCAGAGAGUCGAAGUUCUCAGGCUUUGGAGUUUCGACAGCAUCUAUUCAAUGUUGGGGGAUUGGGCAAACUCACUGAUGGGAAACCUGACCAUGAAAAUGAUGUGGACCCACUGGACUCUAAUGAGUUUGUCGGUUGGAAGCGAGCUGACGAGACCUCUGAAAUCAGCGAAUAUGAACGUGUUGUCUUUCGAUUUGAUAGAUUAUACAAUUUCACUGGAGUGAAUGUAUACCUAGCAAAUAUCUUCGGUACAGAAAUCUCCCGACCUCGACUUUUAAAGGUUAGGUUAAGUCGAAAAUUUCCCAGAGCCAGUUCAAGUGAUCCCGCUACGACACUUACCACCAUCCACCAAUUUCCUCCAAUUGAAGCCACCCAUCCGAAAACUGAAUGGAUCCAUGUUGAUUUCUCGAAAGCUUUUGGAGAUUCCCCAAAUACGAAUGGCACUAGUAGGAUCUACGACAGUCUGGCAUCCUUUGUGGAACUAAGACUAUACUAUGGCGGAAGUUGGUUGGCAAUUGGUGAAGUCACAUUCGAUAACACCCUCGUUGAGCUACCUCCAGGAUUAAUUCUCGACAUUGAACCCGAAGGCCAAGAAGCAAAAACUCUUCUGAAUCCUUCUCAAGAUAGAAACUCUAGCGCAGGAACUCUGGGAUCUCAGUACGGUUUGAUAACCAUGCAGCCCCAUACUUAUGCUCUAGUAGUCGGAUUGGGGUGCUUAGCUACGGUAUUAAUUAUACUGGUUCUCUCUCUUUUUGUUCAUUGGCGAAGACGGGCGUUCUUGUCGAAGCAUAAAAUGGAUGAGAUCAACCACUCAUUCCAGAUUCCUUUCACAAUGCCUCUUAUUAAAACCGGGACUCAACUGACUAGUUCUCAGAACACCGACUCAGAUCACAAAUGGGACUACUUCAACAAUUCUAAUUCCAUCCAGGUUCCAAUGUAUCUAAACCGGGAGAAUGCCCCCUAUACCCCCUCCAUGCCUCAUUUUCUCAUGCAACAACAGGGUGUAGCAGUACCUAACUCUCUAAUUCUUCCAAAUUAUAUGAGAACCCAGCUUCAGUCAAACCAGCGCACUUCGAUGGAUCAACAGCCAUUAACUCAAGAUCGGGGGGCAAACAGCGGCGAAGUUGAUAAUCGGCAACCGCAGAUGUUCCCUUUCUUCCAGUCUGUAAGCAGUUCGAUGCCAUCCGAGUCAAAUGCAGUUUACACGACAGUUUCUGAAGCUGAUGCAUACGUCAAUGGAACUCCUCGUCCUAAUCAGGUGCUUCACAUUCCACCUCCACCCUCCAUGCCCCUUCCCCCAACUCCCACCCAGUCCCGUUCGGUGGCUGCCCAGAUGCCUCCAUGGCCGGGAGCAGUAUUUCCUACGGAAAAAGACUACAUGCAACACCGUGAAAUUAGUGGUAACGUGAGCGGUGAUGUUAAUGCCUUCUAUCGAUACUCAGUUCCUCUUAACGGAGCUUACCCUGCUACCCCGAUCUAUUCUGCUCCCAUCUGGGUGGCUGGAGCGAUGGAUCCAGGUACAAUCAGCCGUUUCUACGGCCAACAUAGUCAGCAAUCCUCAUCGCAACAAGAUAGACAUCAGGAAACACCUGAACUUAACGAUUACCUCUCUGGAACACCUGUCAGUUCAAUCAUCUAUGGAGGCUUUUAUGGGGCCAGAGAUAGCCGUCAAGGUCAAUCGGAAGUGAGUUAUUUUUUCAAAAAAUGUAAUUGGUAA
Molecule: messenger RNA, 2364 nt
Organism: Rodentolepis nana
Lineage: Eukaryota; Metazoa; Platyhelminthes; Cestoda; Cyclophyllidea; Hymenolepididae
Source: the annotation of a GenBank genome assembly